AUGAUUGAAAUGGAAAUGCGAAUGGAAAUGCAAACACAUUUAAUUUUUGCGCUCUUCUCUGCAUCGCGCACUCUUCUCCACUUACGCGAUUGCGUGCAUCGCAUCGCGCUCUCUUCUCGCAUCACAGCGCGCUCGCGUCUCGCUACUUCUCGCUGCGGCCCGUCAACCUACAUCACGCACAGUCACUGCCAUUUAGCACCACGCACGCAGCACACUUUUGGCGCUCGCGGUGCAGGGGAACCCGGGGCGAGGUGGCUUCUGACUCGACUCAAUAAUCGCCUCUGCCGCUGUGCAGGGGAAGCCAGGACGGUGCGGAAAUCUAUCCGCGAUCACGUGGGCGGUACGAUAGGCGUGUGGGCAGCACGAGGGAGAGGCGUGUGGGCGGUAGGGGAGGCGUGUGGGCGGAAGGAGAGGCGUGUGGGCGGCAUGAGGCGGCGGCCGGGGGUGGCAGGGCUGCAGACGGCAGCAGCAGUGAGGGGGCAGUACCGGUCGCUGGGGGAGGAUGUGGCGAAGCAGCGCCAGGAGUCGCUGCGGCAACAGCUUGAAACAUUCCGCGGCUUCCUCACGGAGUUUGCUCAGAAGCACAAGAACGACAUUCGCAGCAACCCAGCAUUCAGGGCGCAGUUCCACGCCAUGUGUGCGCAGUGCGGGGUGGACCCCCUGGCGUCCAACAAGGGCUUCUGGAACGAGCUGCUGGGCUUCGGUGACUUCUACUACGAGCUUGGAGUGCAGCUGAUAGAGACGUGUAUGGCAACCAGGGCGGACAAUGGCGGGCUGAUCAACCUGGAGGAGCUAAGGCGACUGGUGGCAGGCAAGCGACGCAUGCCUCUGGAUGCGCUCUCACAUGACGACUGCAUGCGCGCCCUCGCCACCAUCAAGUCCCUAGGAGGAGGGUUCGCUGUGGAGAAGGUGGGGGCGGCACACGUGGUGCGCUCGCUGCCUCGCGAGCUCAGCACCGACCAGAACGACAUCCUCCGCCUGGCACAGGCGCGUGGGUGUGUGACCAUCGCUGACAUUCUCUCAGCCACAUCAUGGCAGCACGGCCGGAUCAACGAUGCCCUUGACGCCCUGCUCAAGGAGGGCAUAGCCAUGGUGGACGAUGGCGAUCCCGAUGGCCAGCGGCGCUACUGGUUUCCAUGCUUUGACAUCGCAGCUCCAGCAUCUCGUGGCAAUACCAUCGUCGCAAGAGCUGCUAUCGUGCAAUCGGGAUUGGCGAGCGCGCAUCAUCACCGACAUUUUGGUUUCACUUUCUCGCUGGCGACGAAAUCACAAGGCGGUGAUAAGGAGGCAACCCCUAACGACCAAUUGCUGGAGAGAUUCGAGUCGUUUUCGCCGUCAACUCACUUUUCUUCCGUCGCCCCGACCCCCCUCGUCAAAAAGAUGUGCCGACGGGCGACCGUGCGGAAGCGUCGAAGAAACUUUCAGCGUCAUGCGGGGAAAACGCCAGCCUGUGCGACUCUGGCCAGGGAUGAUGGAAAGGGGAGGGGAGGAGUGACUCCCGUCCGUGGGGGAGACGGGUUUAUGGCUCACGGGGAGGUGUUGCUGACAAUGACAAGUCAUCAUAGCGGGUUCGUAUCCCGGUCCUCAGGCUACCAUCCAGCGUCCAUUCUCGAGCACGAGUUCGACUUCUCGGGCGCCAUAGGCCAGGGGCAGUUCGGCACGGUGUGGCGCUGCUCGUCGCGCUCGACGAGCCAGCCUUUCGCGUGCAAGCAGAUCAGCAAGUCGCAGUUCUCGUCGCACGGCGACCACAUGCGACAGGUGUCGCGCGAAAUCGAGGCGAUGCAGAGGUUACAGGGCCACGCGAACGUCGUCGAUCUGCACAGCGUCUACGAGAACGACGCCUUUAUCUUCCUCCUCAUGGAACUCUGUCCCGACGGUGACCUCUUUAAACUCGUCUCUGAACAAAACGGGCUGCCGGAGACCGAGGCGCGCUACGUCUUUAAGAGGGUCGCUCUCGCCGUGCAGCACUGUCACCGAAACGGGAUCGUCCAUCGCGACAUUAAACCCGAAAACAUCCUCCUCCGCGACCCGUCCCCCCCUUCAUCCACCGCCCACCCAUCCCUGGACGGGCCAAUUUGUCCUAUUCCGCACGCUCACGACGCCGACUCUUCCGCGGCGCUCGCCUGUGGCUGCGCGCCGAGCCGCGAGUGGGAAGUGAAGCUCGCCGAUUUCGGCCUUUCGAGGCGUCUCGACGAGGGGUCCCGCCUGCGAGGCCCCGUUGGAAGUUACCCAUACGAGGCUCCCGAGGUGGUUGCAUCUGAACCGUACGAUUGGUCUGCUGACGUGUGGAGCCUCGGGGUGUUGCUGUACACCAUGCUUGCUGCCAGCUGGCCGGAAUUUAAGGACGGACGGCGCGCGCUGAAUGAAGAUGUUGAUUGGUCGAGCCCGAGUUGGCGAUUGGUCAGCGACGCGGCGAAGAACCUGAUCCGUCGCAUGAUGACCGUGAAGCCCUGCGAACGACCCACGAUCGACGAGGUCCUGUGCGACGCGUGGCUGAGCGACGAGUCGUGUGUGAACGUGUUUUGUCCCGCGGCGUGCAACGGUCUGCUUGAGCGAAUCGCACAGAAUGUAUGCGACGACGGGAAGGACGUCGCAGAGGAGUGCUUGAUGAAAGCCAUGACGGCUCGCUCAAGCCCGUCGCUGUCCACGUGGCUUUCUUCCGGUCUGACGACAGCGCCGUCACUGUCAUUAUCUCUAUCCUCCUCCUCCGCUUCUUCUGGCAAGCAG
This is a messenger RNA of Closterium sp. Yama58-4, 2727 nucleotides long. The record is from the annotation of a GenBank genome assembly. NCBI's taxonomy places the organism in Eukaryota, Viridiplantae, Streptophyta, Zygnematophyceae, Desmidiales, Closteriaceae.